AUGGCCCCUGCAUCCAAAAAGUCGCUUGUGGCAGUACUUUCUGCUCAGCGACAUCGUCCACCUAAAAAGUUCCUGUCGUCCUUGAUCACCGAUGUUUACGAUAAGGUGAAAUCUCACACUGACCUCGACAACCUCCAAGAAGCAUAUCUCCGGAUCGUGGCCUGGAAGUUCUUCCACGCCGAUGUGACCAACAACCAUGUUGAAUUGAUCCUUGCGAUUGUUUUCUAUUCUUCAGUGGUUGGCAGGAGCCGGAACCAAUGGACUCUUUUGUCCCUGGAUAGUGAAAAACUCAAUACCUUGCUACAGCGAGUUUUACAGACCACAUUGAACGCCUUGGACGAGCUGAUCGUGGACCUUGAAUACUUGAGCUAUCUAUUUUUGAGUGUUGUUCUACGCAAUGCUCCAGAGUCCUUGUUGAAGCAUGAGCUUUUCGAUAGAUGGUUGGACUCUGUACUAGAUAGUUACACGGAACACUUCUUGAGUGGGGAGUUCUCUGUGACAAGCGCUAAAACAGCAUCCGCUUUGGUUUAUCUUCUUGGUGUUGCACGAGCUGAAAAAGUCGAUGCUAUUACUGAAGCAGUUGACUCAAAAUGCUUCCUUUCAGUUUUUGCCAAUUGCGAGGAUCCCCAACUCAAACAUCUAAUUGACAUUCAGUCAGACGAUCCAAGCUUUUCUCAAUUUUCAAAGCUUCAGGAGAAAGCGAGGGAUCUAGGGUUUGGCCUUCUAGGAGAUUGUCUACUGCCGUAUGACCUAAAGAGGUCAGACUUGGUGGAAAGUCUUGUGGACUUGGAUAUCGAGAAACUUAAGCAACUUGCUACAGUGGCAGGCUACGAAGGUGAAACUGAAGAUCUGGACUUUCUUGCAGAUGUGAUCAUUCGCAAUGCUGUUCCUCAAUUGAAAGAACAAUCCAUUUCAGAGCUUGAACUUUUUGAUUUGUUCAAUCACACACCCACGCUCGGUCUACAGAUUCCCUCAUACUUUGCAUCAGACGAUCAUUUGAAAACCUGGAAAGUUGAAUUAUUCUCCUCCAUCAACCGCCAUCUCCAUCAGUGUCUCCAGAGACUCAAUAUCACCAAAGACGGUAUCCAAGGAACAAGCAAGUACUACUCGACUGUGGAGAAAUCCGAAGACAAGGGCUCGGAUUUGGAGCUUUCCUUACUGUCCGGAAAAAAGGAUGUUCGUCAGGGCGACUAUGUUGUUCUUCUUCACCUUGAAAAACCUGUGAAGCAUGAGCAUUUCUCCCGAGUGUGCAAGUACGGACUAAUCAAAGCUAGACUUGUUGAAGUCAAAGCAGUAUCACAUAAGACGUUGACUGUGAGUCUUGCAGAGGAGAAUCGUCCUUACAACGGACUCAUCACAAUGCCUUCUCUCCAGAAUGUCCGCUUGUUACCUUCACUUGAGAAGUCAAAUAUUAAUUUGUUGAAAAGCAAGACAGCGGAGAGACUCUGGAAGGUUGAAGGCAUACACGAAAGCUUCACCACUUCUAAUAAAAAGAGGAAGAAGGAAAACGAGAAUCUGACGAUCAUCGAAUACAAAGCAUCAAAAUUUGAGAUAUUGGAUUCAGACAAGAAACUUUCUGAAGACCACUCUCAGGCUCUUCUAGAAAUGCUUUCAUCCCUGGUAUCAUACAUAAAGUGUCUCCCCCAUUCAGGAGGUGAUACCUUGGUCAGGACAUUCCUCGAGACUAUCUACCUCAAUCAAGGCGUGUCAGAUCGCUGUCUUGUCAUUCUUCCAACAAACUUUCAUCUUGAAAGGUUUACCAUUACAGAUCGUUUGCUUCCAGUGACAUACAAAUGUGGAGACAUUCACAGUACUCGUUCUAAGGCAGAUGAGCUUCUUCGACAUGUUGGUGAACUAGCGAAACACCUCCAACUAGAGGAGUUUGAUUUCACGUCCUCCUUGAGGAACGCUAUUGUAUUCUAUGAUUCCCAAAUCAAACCUCGUUGGGAUGAGUAUCUCAAGACAUUAAAAGAAACCAUCCCCUCGGUUUCGAAGUACCCCUUUGCAUCGCUUCAGUUUGAGAAGGACACUCCAGUUAAGGAGGCUCUAGAUGCUGCCGUGAAGCAUUAUCAUCACAUCAAGGAUACUUUUGCACAGAUUCAGCGUCUACUUCCCUUGGAUAAGGCAGACAUCGAAAGAUACCCGGAUGAUGCAGAAAAAGCGAUAAGUUCGUUGCAUCCAUUUGUGGUCUGUUCUUCUGAUUCAGUUCACCUAGUGGGAAAUAACUACAAGCAUGUCAUCUCCUUCGUUGGAGCAGAGACUGAAGCCGUUGUAUCACAGGAUACAGAGAAGGUUGUGUUCCUUGGAGAAACAAGUUUACUUAAUUUGCAACCCCUGGUAUCACUUGAAGAGCUGAACACCGUGAGACCCGAAAUUGCCCGUUUGGUGGGAAGACAAACCACAGCUGAACCUUCUUACAAUCCCGGAUUACAAAAGACCACGAUGAUGAUCAAAGUUCCUUCAUCAGAGAAACAGGUCAAUGUUGAUGAAGCUACAUUCAUUGUCGGCCUUUAUCAGUUCAUGCGGCUUUUGGGAUAUCGCCAUGAGGACAUAAGUCUUGUGGUGACAUCACCCUACAUGAAGCUUCUUGUGGAAGAGAUACUCGAAGGUAAAGAAGUACGCAAAGGAAGCCGUCCAAACACUUCUUCAUUUGAGUUUGGUUGGCCUGUUAUCCAGCUUGCAUCUGAGCCAUUGGCUCCGUCAAAAUAUGUGCUUUUUUCCACACAUGGCGACCUCAGCUUCAAGGAUUUCAAGAAAGCCGUUACCAGUUCAUCCCUUGGCUUCUAUGCUUUUGGUAGCCUUGUUAUACCGCCUUUUGACAAACCAUCCACUUUGGGCAUCUACACUGGUGCCAAUCUUCUUGAGAACACCGAUGAUAGAGAAACCGGUCAGAAGCACCAUAUCAUAGAUGAUUCCGAACAUAUGGCAAGUUACGUGGAUCAGAUAUUACAGGCUAAAAAGGCACAAGAAACCCAGAAUUCCAGUGCAUAA
Candidozyma pseudohaemuli is the source of this 2991-nucleotide messenger RNA. RefSeq lists its product as uncharacterized. The coding region runs from base 1 to 2991 and encodes 996 amino acids. The record is from RefSeq and is a predicted model, not a curated record. NCBI's taxonomy places the organism in Eukaryota, Fungi, Ascomycota, Pichiomycetes, Serinales, Metschnikowiaceae. The transcript has a single exon.